Messenger RNA from Boleophthalmus pectinirostris (great blue-spotted mudskipper), 897 nucleotides. Its product is annotated as trace amine-associated receptor 1-like. Gene Ontology annotation, biological process: adenylate cyclase-activating adrenergic receptor signaling pathway. Gene Ontology annotation, molecular function: G protein-coupled receptor activity. Bases 1 to 897 code for a protein of 298 amino acids. The record is from RefSeq and is a predicted model, not a curated record. Gene Ontology annotation, cellular component: membrane. The transcript has 2 exons. Lineage: Eukaryota; Metazoa; Chordata; Actinopteri; Gobiiformes; Gobiidae.
AUGUGUGUCCGUCCCCUGGAGAGCGUCAUAUAUUUCCCUGAUGCUUUGGGGACUAUUGCUGUUGUAACUAUGUGUGGUAACCUGCUUGUCAUAUUUGCAGUUUUUUACUUCCGACAGCUGCACACGUCGACCAACUACUUGGUUCUAUCUCUGGCUAUGGCCGACCUGCUUGUGGGGACCAUAGUUUUGCCUUUUGGCAUCCUCCUGUUUGCGAAUCCAUGCUGGCCUCAACAAGCAGUACUGUGCAGAGUGAGGGGAGGCUUUGAUAUCAUGUCAUCUAUCUGCUCAAUCUUAAAUCUAUGCUUCAUUUCAAUUGACAGAUAUUAUGCUGUGUGCAUGCCUCUGAGUUACAGAUUGAAAAUGAAUGCCUAUGUCACUGCAAUUAUGAUUUUAAUAACUUGGGUGAUUUCUGUUUUAUGUGGGAUUGUGAUGUCAGUUGGUGGACAAAAACAAGAAACAAGAUGUGCUUUUUUCCAGAAUUUAAACUUGGGAAUAAUUGCAGCAGUGGUAGCCUUCUACAUACCUGUUAUCAUAAUGUUUACACUCUACAUCAAGAUAUUCUUUGUGGCACAAAAGCAGGUUCGAAGCAUCCAUAGCAUGCAGACAGGAAUGGGUGCAAGGAAAAUGGAAAGGAAAGCCACACGGACACUGGCGAUAGUUAUGGGAGUGUUUGUGUUUUGCUGGAGUCCUUUUUUCAUCUGUGUUACGUAUUUGCCGUUUAAUAAUUUCAAAAUUCCUCUUUCGCUGAUGGAGACGUUUAAAUGGCUCGGAUGGGCAAACUCAAUGCUCAAUCCGUUUAUUUAUGCAUUCUUUUACAGCUGGUUCAGAUCCGCUUUCAGAAUCAUUCUCACAGGGAAAAUAUUUAAGGGGAAUUACACCAAUGCAAAGCUGCUCUGA